GCUGCAGACGCCACCCCGGCGACCGAGGAACCAUGGCCGAGUACUCGCGGCUGCACAACUGCCUGGCGCUGAUCCGCCUCCGAAACCCGCCGGUCAACGUGCUCAGUGUGUCUGUACUUCAUGGAAUAAAAGAGGCACUACAGAAAGCUGAAACAGACCGUACAGUAAAAGCCAUUGUGAUUUGUGGAGCAGGUGGCAAAUUCUGUGCAGGUGCUGAUAUCCGUGGCUUUGGCACUCCUACAGCCUUUGGCAAUGUACUGAAACACGUAGUAGAUGAAAUACAGAGUUAUGAGAAACCUGUGGUGGCAGCUAUCCAAGGCAUAGCUCUAGGAGGGGGACUAGAGCUGGCCCUCGCCUGUCACUAUAGGAUAGCCCAUGCAGAGGCUCAAGUUGGCUUACCAGAAGUCACACUAGGAAUUCUUCCUGGUGCAAGAGGAACCCAGCUUCUCCCCAGACUCAUUGGCAUUCCUGCUGCACUUGAUUUAAUUACCUCAGGUAGACAUAUUUUUGCAGGUGAAGCACUCAAGCUGGGUAUUCUAGAUAAAAUUGUGAACUCAGACCCAGUUGAAGAAGCAGUCAACUUUGCUCAGAAAGUUUCAGAUCAACCUCUAGAAUCCCGCAGACUCUGCAACAAGACAGUUCAGAGCUUGCCCAACAUGGACACCGUUUUCAGUGAGGCCCUCUUGAAGUUGCGCAAGCAGCACCCUGGCUGCCUUGCUCAGGAGGCCUGUGUUCGUGCAAUCCAGGCCGCCGUGCAGUAUCCCUAUGAAGUGGGUAUCAAGAAGGAGGAAGAGCUGUCUAAGUACCUUCAUGGAUCAGGGCAGGCUAGAGCCCUGCAAUAUGCUUUCUUUGCCGAAAGGAGUGCAAAUAAGUGGUCAACUCCAUCUGGAGCAUCUUGGAAAACAGCUUCAGCACGGCCCAUAUCCUCAGUUGGCGUUCUUGGUAAGAGCGUGUGGUAGUUAAUGGAAUCUUCCAAAUCUGCAUACAUAAAGUGCAGCCAUUUGCACAGUGCCAGGUUCCAUGUUAAACCUGUUACUUGUGUUGUUAGCUAAGUCAGUUCUCACCCCACCCCAUGAACUCUCCUCAUUUUUGCAUGUGAAACCUGGAGAUGCCAAGCUUCUCAACAGUGAGCUAAACAUGAGUGGUAUGAAAGUGUGACUCC
Molecule: messenger RNA, 1162 nt
Organism: Carlito syrichta (Philippine tarsier)
Lineage: Eukaryota; Metazoa; Chordata; Mammalia; Primates; Tarsiidae
Product: peroxisomal bifunctional enzyme-like
Exons: 6
Coding region: 33-959 (308 amino acids)
Biological process (GO): fatty acid beta-oxidation
Cellular component (GO): peroxisome
Molecular function (GO): (3S)-3-hydroxyacyl-CoA dehydrogenase (NAD+) activity
Source: RefSeq, a predicted model, not a curated record